This is a messenger RNA of Xiphophorus hellerii (green swordtail), 7881 nucleotides long. It is a transcript of the gene znf516, whose product is annotated as zinc finger protein 516. The record is from RefSeq and is a predicted model, not a curated record. NCBI's taxonomy places the organism in Eukaryota, Metazoa, Chordata, Actinopteri, Cyprinodontiformes, Poeciliidae. The coding region runs from base 786 to 4145 and encodes 1119 amino acids. Gene Ontology annotation, biological process: regulation of DNA-templated transcription. Gene Ontology annotation, cellular component: nucleus. The transcript has 6 exons. Gene Ontology annotation, molecular function: DNA-binding transcription factor activity, RNA polymerase II-specific; RNA polymerase II cis-regulatory region sequence-specific DNA binding.
CGGGAGCAGCCACCGAGCUCAUGCGAGGGGGCGUCCGGAAAUCGUCAGCGUUCUGCCGCGAGCUCCAAACCGGCCGAAUCUGCAGUGGCGCGUGACGUCUUCUGACGCGCGGCGCUUCUGCUUGUUUGUUUACCGCGCGAGCGUAGCACGGCGGCCGGCGUGAAAAUGUAAUGCGGAGAAGCUUCCCUUCUCUUAUUCUCCCUCUCACCCCCCACGGGGACGGAAUGGACUCGACCUACUCAAUCAUGCACUUCAGCAUACACUGCAAAGAGCACGCUUUCACCUUUAGGAUUGUCUCUGCUUCUUGAAGUCACCCUGGAAUUCUCUCGUGGAUAACGCAGCGUUCCUCAUCCUCCGCUCUGACGCGUGUGGGAGGAAGAAUGAUCCCGUCGUGGCUAAAGGAUGACCCCCACGAGAACAACCUGGAGUCGUUACCACUGAUAAGUUGACAGAGUCCUGUGAUGAAAAUUUCACUGUGACACAUGUGUGGAAAUACACUAAAACUAAGGCUAACGAAGGAGUACAAAAAGGAUUGUGGAUCAGCAGAAACUGAGAAAAAUACCCUUAAUCGACAAUGACUAUUAGGACCUGAAAAAGAAACUGAUAUGUUGAGUUUUUACUUGAGUUCAUUGACUUUAUUAGUAUCUUGAGAUCUGAGUGUGGCGUUUUAACUGACAGGACUGAUACAGAAAUACAUCCCUAGAUGUACUUCUCUAGAUAGCAGUGAUUUCCAAUGUUUCUGAACCUGUGAACAACCAGGUACAAAGGGAGGUUUCAUCCAUACCAUGAAUCCUAGAGACAGCGUAGAGCUCAUGGAGACCCAAGAGAAGCUGACUGGCAAAAAAGCCAACACUGAAAAGGAGUUUCAAGGCGAGGAUGACAAAAUCCCAGAGGCAUACAACUGCAACAUCUGUGGACGCAGCUUCCCUUUCCUCAGCUCGUUCUCGCAGCACAUGAGACGCCACACGGGCGCACGCCCUUAUAAAUGUCCCUACUGUGACCACAGGGCAUCUCAGAAGGGCAACCUCAAAGUCCAUAUCCGCAGCCACAAACUGGGCACGCUGUCCAGCCACCACUCUAAUGAGGACGAAGAGGGCGGAGCAGAGGAAGAGGAGAUGAAGGUUUCCGAGGGUCUGGAUGGAGGCACCAGUCCAACUAAGAGCAGCUCUGCCUGCAACAAGAUGAUCAACGGGGAUGUCGGAGAGGAGAGUCGAAGGAAAAUGCCUGCACGGAGCAUGAAAAGAGAAAAGUCUGUCAGCAACCAGCGGCCGUAUUGUUGCCGCCUGUGUGGGUACGAGGCCCUGCGGGAAGACCAGCUCCUGAGCCAUAUUGAGAAAGUUCACAUAACAGCAGACGCAGAAGAGGACACAGUUACGGUUAAGGAAGAGGUCAUUACCGAGCCUGAUACCGUCCAGCCGCAAUGCGAUGGGACAUUCCCCUGCGAGACCUGUGGCCAGGUGUUCAGCCAGGCCUGGUUUCUGAAGUCACACAUGAAGAAACACGCCGGAAUCCUUGACCACUGCUGCCGAAUAUGUGGAAGAAGGUUCCGCGAAGCUUGGUUUCUCAAGUCUCAUAUGAAAACCCACAAUACCAGGUCCAGGUCUCGCUCCAAAGCAGAUUCGGCAGAGCCUCCCACCACUAUAAAUGACGUAGCACAGGAUCCCGACAUAACGACAACUUCUGUUACAUCUGUCUAUCAGAUGUGCUCGAAAUGUGGGAACCUUUUCCACAGCAAAGAAAGCCUGAGAGCCCACGAUAAAGUUCACAGUCCUAAUUUUGGCAGAAAAUCCCCAGUUCACUGCAGGUCUACUGAUGAUGUGGAUUCACCAGCUGCGAAGAGACGUCUCCUGGAAUACUUUAACCUACAAUGCGUUGAGGGAAAGACGCCGGGUGAAGAGGAGGACAGCGAGAAAAGGACUCUUGGUCAAAGAAUUCCAGAACUAGAUCCAGUUUGCAGCUACCAGGCUUGGCAAUUAGCCACUAAAGGAAGAGUUGUGGAGCCAGUGGAGCCAAGUUACAAACUUUCAUAUGGCGGAGGGAGCAUGGAGGACGAAGCCCUUACUGAUGCUGCAGUGGUUUAUGAGAAGGAGAACAGUCGUUAUGUCUUGCAAGGCCAAGAAAAACGCAGCUCAGGGAGACGCAGCAGUUCAGGGUUGGGAAGCCACACAUCUUCAGGCGACAGGACACCGGAGAGCCUCAGCGACUCAGAGUACCGCCCUUCAAGUCGACAGGACAAACGGCGACCAUCCCAGUCACAAGCGUCUUCUUCCAAGUGCAAAGAGUGCUUCGAGUGUGGCAAGAUGUUCCGCAGCCGCCAUCAGAUGAUCGUCCACCAGCGGGUUCAUAGGAAGGAUGGCGGCAGGGCGCCAGCGGGAGACAAGGAAAGAACUGGAAGGGAUAAUCAGUGGGGACCUACCAGUGACCCGGAGUCCGGUUCCCCCAGCAGACCCAGCACCCCAGGGUAUGGAGAUUCCCCACCUGCGUCGACGCUUGGAGAUCAGGCUUCUGAGAUGGGAACCUCGAACUCUGGAGAAAUUGAAGAUGAAAAACCGUACAUCUGCAGCCUUUGUGACUUUGUCACCGCAGAUUCACAGGCUUACUUCACCCAUGUUCGUGUACAACACCAGGCUGCCUCCAAAGACAGACCCAGCCCUGUCCCCAGUCCCAGCUCCACCUCAGACAGAGGGUCCCUCAGCAGUUAUCCCAAAUUUAAGAAAGCUUUUACUCCAGGGCUAAAAACCUCUCCGAAUGCUUAUCUCUCUGCUCGUCCUUCUUCAUCUGAUCCUGCCAUGAUCCCGAUGGAUUUAUGUGUGAGAGCCAAUGGGAUCAGGGGCGUAGCCUCCAUAACUUUAGAUAAAAAGAACCUCCCAAGCCAUAAGUGCUCCUUCUGCUCUCACUCCACCCGCUACCCAGAGGUGCUCUGGAUGCAUCAGACCGUGGCUCAUCGCAUCAAUAGCAGCAGCUCCAAUCUGGCUCCGAAAUGGGCUAUUAAGAACAACUCUAAGACCUCCAGGAACAGCUCUUCGUCCUCAAAGAGACGCACCGGACCUCCACCCGUACUGGAAGGGAAGGAAUGUCAGCCGCUCCCUCCGACGGUGCAGAGCCAGCGGACGCGGCCUCCUACCUGCACCAGUGAGGUUGUAAAAAAGAGCAGGCCGGUCAGUCACGCAGUCACCCCGUCAUCAUCUUCUACGCCUUGUACACCAUCCUCAAGAAUCUCUUCAUCCGCAGCUGGCAAGCAGGUUGGGAGAGUCCCCGUGCGGCCAGUUAGCAGCAGCAGCAGCAGCACCAGUAAACGUAUGGACGACCAAAGUCAGCGCUUCAGACCCAAGGCGGAAAUCUAUCCUCGUGUCAGUGCUCAGGCACCUUCUGGCUCUUUGGAGAAGAACACCGGGAGCCGCUCUCGACCGCCUGCAUCAGGCCUCAGCUCCUCCGGACCAUCCAGGAUGGCAGACCGCUACAUGAUGCCUCAGGAGGGCCUGGGCUUCAUGCUGUCCAACCAACACAGCCUCUCAGAAUACAGCCGAGCUCGGGGCUCCCCUCAUCAACCUCAUCAAUCCCAAAUCCACAGUCGGCCAACCCCUUCAAGACCCAUCGCCAUCAACCACUGUUUGCCCACAACGCACAACUACGGCAUCUCCCAGACACAGGGAGCCGUGGCGCAGGCCUCUUCCUCCCCCUCAUCGUCUUCGAUACCCUCAGAGAGCCGUAGGGAUGUGAAGCAAGAGCCAAUUGGAGAGACACCAGACACCUCAACUGACGUCCUGGGCUACCUUAAGAAAUACAACCCGCACAAUCUGGCUCCUUUCUACCACCACUGGGGUGCGGCCAACUCUCUGAUGGACCCUACAGGGAUGCUGAGGUCUCUCAUGCGGCAGGGCCAGUGCUUCUGCCGCGAGUGCGGGAAAAGCUUCAGCCAACCGAGCCACCUGCGCACGCACAUGAGGUCCCACACAGGGGAAAGGCCAUUCUGCUGCCAGCUCUGCCCAUACCGAGCAUCUCAGAAAGGGAACCUAAAGACGCACGUGCAGAGCGUCCACCACAUGCCUUUCGACAACAGCCAGUACCCCGACGCGAGGAGCUCGUCCCUGAGCCAGGAGGAGCGGAAACCAGCGGCGGCCAAACACGUACCAAAUCUGCAAUGACGCCGACGACAGACCUUACUGUGAUUAACUGGACCGCAGCCUCGGCACAGACGACUCCUGAAACUGAAACCCAAAAUCCGAACCUACACUCUUGAUUGACUCGUAAUUCUGGAGGAAUAAAGGUUCUUUUAGGAUUUCUUAAUGUUUUUUUUUUUUCUUUUGCGAAAAGGCCUGCCAAGAUAUGUAAAAUUACAUUUAAAAAAAACAAACAUGAGUCGGAAAAAAAUUUCUGACGACGACAUGAAAAGACGUACAAGCUGAUUGCGAGCAAAUGAAGAUUGAAAAAUCUUAAGUGUCUUCUCAGCUGGACUCAACAAAUUUGAAAUCCUUUGCGACGUUUCGGUCAUCUUUUGGACAUAAAUGCUUGUGUCAUUUCAAACAUUCCUGAAUCUUUUUUUGUUGCUGUCAGAAUUAAGAUCCCUCUCUUGCUUUCGUGUUUGAGGUGUACAGUUGCCAAGUGCAGCCUUAAAGAAACAAGUCAAGUGUCUAUAAAGACACAAAAAAGUCAACUCAUAUGGAGCUGGUUUAAUCAAAAACAGUGGAAGUACUUGAUGGCCACCGUUGUCCCUCAAGCGCUCGCUUUUUGGCUUCGUUGUACAUGAGUAUGGACAAAUCGACAGCAGAAGAGGAUGCCCUCUGGAUUCGAGUUUAGAGGAGGACAAAUUACAAUCUGCUCACCACAACUUCUUCACUGUGGGAAACUGAGGCGCACAAGUCGCCACUUAGAAGCUGCAGGGAGGGGCGGGAUGAGAAAGGAAGAAAGAGAGAACGCUAAAGGCGAUGUGUGCUUAAGUGCUCAUUAAGAAAAAAAGAAGGAAAGAUGUGUUUUUAAUAACCAAUAUGAAUGAGCAUCCCAUUCUUAAGGCCAUUCAUUUAUUGUCCAUUGAGUUUUCUUUAUAACCUGUUCAUAAAAAAUUUCUGGCUCUAAAUUAGACCGAGGCUUCAACGUCAAGAAUAGCAGGGAGGAGUUGGCUCCAAAUUUUAUUUUAUUUAUUUAUGUGCACUUGGAAAAAAAAAAAGAAGAAGAAAUUGGUACUAUUGAAAAAUAACCUCUCCUACAAGAUACACUUGGACUUUUCUGCAUAUUGAUCUGCAAAACGACCUACGUGAUGACAUCAUGGUCAUAAUCUCGUUAUGCUGGGUUUUAAAACAAAUCGCAUUUUCAUUUUAUGAUUUGCGCCGUCAGUUUGGAGAAACGUAGCGUUGAUUAAUCUGCUGGUUAUGAAUAAGACCUGACACAACCUGGUUAUACCGGGAAGGUGACAAGUAGUGACAAUAUGUGAGCUUUUGUCAAAAGUAAAGAAACUGGACAGAAAAUAUCUAAUACGGGAGAAGAACAAUCUAAAAACAAACCAUCAGUGUAAGCUGUAAGAAAAACCAUAGUUUUUCUAUGGUAAAACUAUUAAAGUUCAAUCAUUUAACGUUGGUUAUUUCAGGAAACGUGGUAUUUCUGUUGUAGCGGUUAAACUAGAGAUACACCAAUUGGUGAAAAGAUGCAAGUGAAAUUUUCAAUUUACACAAUUUUGUACAUGCAUUCAAAAUGUUUUUACCCUUCCUGGCGGGAGCAGUUAUCGAUUACUCAAAUAAGGAACGGAGGGGACGUCACACUGUGUGCAAGGUUACUCUUAUUCUAAAACAAAGAUCAAAUGAUUCCACCAUAUGUAUCCCACAUCUGUUCGAAGGCCGAAUGCACUUUCAAAUCCUUUAAGCGCUCACUGAUACUGAAACUAGCCUACUUUGAAACGUCUUCCUUAGGUAGCAACUUCCACACCAAAGAGUGUUGUUGUUGCUGAUGAACGAUGGAGGCCAGUCCCGGUCAUUCAGUGCAUCUCUACGGUAGAUACAACUCAGUACCAUUCAACCCCUACAAAAGCUGUGUUUUGUUCAAUUUUACUUUCAACUGUGCCUCAUUUGCAAAAUAUUGAAAAAAUAUAUGUAUAUUUUUAGCUAAUGUCAACAUGAGAAAUGAGGACUUACGUAAGCAUGCCAAUCCGUAACGACAUGUUGAAAGAUUUGAAGAGACAACAGAACCACUCUCCAAUGCUGUGGGUCCGGUUCUGUGAAUGAUGAUGUCUAGAUCUGUAUUCUGCUGAUAGGAGGUCAGCAGUCAGAGGUCAGGAGAUGAGAUUUCUUGAGAUUUUGGGGAUAUAUACAUCCGGAGUUGGUGAGAGGGGAGGCUUAUUUUGAAGCCCUCGGAGACAUGGAGCUGUCACAACCUUAACGGGGGUUAGUGUGGGUUUAGAUUGUCACCUUUCCAAACCUUCUAUUUUCUGCAUCUCCGUCUCGAUGUUCUUUAUACUCUCCUACCUCCUUCGCAAUGAAAGCCUGUUAAAAGUUUAUCGCAAUGAAGCUGAACUCAUUAGCUCUGCUCACUUUUCACCCUUAGAACAACAACAAAAAAAAUCCCUCACUUGAAAUCAGGCAUGCCUGGAUGAAACGAGGAAACGACAAAAGCGAAAGCAGCUCCAGACUUUUUAAGAGCCGACUUCCUGGACUGAGAAAUCUGAACGGCAAAGCUAACGAAAAGGCGUUUUGUACUCUUGUUUCAAGACGGCAGUACUUUUUACAUGCUUGUAGGUUGUCUUUUUUUGUAAUGCAUACAAUGCCAUGUGCUUGAAUUUGCCUAAUUUAUACACACGUGGGUGUGUGUGUGUAUGCGUGCGUGUGUGUGUGUGCGUGUACAGAAGGCGUGGGUAGUUAAAAUACUUGAAAUGGAUCCUCUAGCCUUUGGGGGUAGUAUAGUACUAAUACCAAUGUUGUACAGAAUUCCCUUUAAGAUUAACUCCUCAGAGUUUGUACUCCAAAGUGUGACUUAGAAAACUGUAAAGCAGGAGUGAGUGUGUGUAAAAACAAAGUGUAUCUGUAACCCACUUUUACCAAACCCUUUAUAAGCAGCAGUAGAAACCAAAUGGCAUUACUAGUGCACUUAGGCUAGGUUAGCGCUUUAACUAGUUUCAUUUGUCUCCACGUACAGUUAAGAUUUCUUUGAGAACGUCUCCCUCUUUUUUUUUAAAAUUGGUGCCGGCUAACAAACUUCAUUGUCAUUCUUGAUAUAGAUGCUUUUUUUUUUUUUAUUAGAAUGAUUCCAGAUAUUCCAAUGAUUAGAAGAAAAAUAAUAAUGAAAUAAAGAUUUAUCACAUGACGGCUGUACAGCACAGCUUUUUAGUGUGUUCUCUAUGAAAAGAUGGAUAUUGCUAGCUACAACUGUGCUUUUUUAAAAUAAUUUUGUCAUUUCUUUUUCAUUUUAGAGCUUAUUUUCCCUAAACUGUAGAAUUUACUCAUUAGCUAGUCAAAGCAGUCACCCCAGAGGGACUGGCAGGUGUUUCUUUUUGGUUGUUUUUAAAAAAAAAAGUUAUUUUCAUGCCUAUUGUAUUGUGUUUUUUUUUUUUGUCUGUAUUGCUGUUUUUUUAUAACUUGUUUUGGUCUAUGAUUAAUUUACCCUAGGAAACAUUAUUAUUCCAAAUGUACUUGGUUGAGAUCUGUAUUUAUUAUCACUUCAAAAACGAUGAGAGGACAGGAGCGAGACGGGGGCCGUUUGAUUUCAUUUGAUUUUUCCAGGUUGGUUUUUUUCUACUGUGUAGUUUCGUUUUGUUUUUUUCGCUUUGUUUUUGAAGCCAGCAAGCCGUCGUGAAAGCUCUACCUCGUCUGAGCCGUUCUCAGUUCUGUUACACUUUUGUACAUCGUUUCAGAAAGAUGUAACAUCAUGUCCACAAUAAAGAUCAAUACGCAAAUAUGG